Trachemys scripta elegans is the source of this 3885-nucleotide messenger RNA. It is a transcript of the gene RIMKLB, whose product is annotated as ribosomal modification protein rimK like family member B. The coding region runs from base 1360 to 2520 and encodes 386 amino acids. Gene Ontology annotation, molecular function: ligase activity, forming carbon-nitrogen bonds; ATP binding; metal ion binding. The record is from RefSeq and is a predicted model, not a curated record. Gene Ontology annotation, cellular component: cytoplasm. The transcript has 7 exons. NCBI's taxonomy places the organism in Eukaryota, Metazoa, Chordata, Testudines, Emydidae. Gene Ontology annotation, biological process: protein modification process.
AAGCCGCCGCUGCGCCGAGGGGGAUUCUGCCCAGUGCGCGUGCUCGCCCGGCGGCCACCCCUUUCGUAUGUUAGCGAUCGGGGCCUCGCGCACUCCCCCUGGGCUGGCUCAGUCGGGCAGCAGCAAGCGCAGGAGGCGGCGGCGGCUCUGCGAGUGGAGCAUCCGCAGCAAGGGGAGGGGGGGCGCAGCAGGGAACAGCCGAGUCCGGGCUGUCUCCUCUCCCCGUCAGAGGGGGCGGGAGACAGGGGAGGGAGGGGGCCGAGGGAAGGGGCGACCGUCACCCCCUCAUCCAGCGGCGCCGAGCGACUCCUGCUCGCGGGGGGGGGCGAGUCUCCACUGGGCCCCCUCCAGCAGCCCGGCCCCCGCGCCGCCCCCCAGCCUGGAGUGCGGGCUGGGCCGGUGGGCACCUGGGGGGGCGGUUAUUAGUUUCAGCGGGUGUGAAGGCCGGGGCGUGUGUGGCGGGGAGCUCAACUGCUUACUAGAUGGGGGACGUUGGGGAGGGUUGAUUAGCUGCCCUAAUUAGCAUGAAUAAUUUGGGGGGCUGCCGUGGAUAGCUAUUGCUGGGGGCAUGGUCGGGAGCCUCCUUUUCUGUGGGUGGGUUAAUUAGUGGCCCAUUUUCUCGGGAUUAUCUCUCCUGUCUCUCCAUCCCCCCCUGGUUUCCACUGGUUUAGUUGGGUCCCAUAUGUAUAUUUUACACUGUCCCUGGCGGAGAAGGGGAGAAUUUUAAACCCUCCAUCCCCAACUUUCCAACCAUCACACACAAUCCUGCCCGGGAGGACAGAAGCAGCGGCCAGGUGUUGGUGAUUCCAGACUCAGACAGUUAGGGGUUCAGUUUUGAGGAAGCAGAGACGCGAGGGGCUUAUUGGAUUGAAUCUAUUUUGCGCAGACUGCCACAGCUCUACAUCAAUAUCCUCACUUCUCUUCCCCACCCUCCUCUCCCCCGAGGGGGGGGAGGAGCUGGGAAUCACUUUUAAUAUCCCCCACCCCCUUCCCCAACACACCUUGGUCCCUGGGGGCACAAGCCAGGCAUCACCCAUUGUAGUACCAGGAGAACAUAAUCCUCAUCGCUCCUUUCCUGGCCUUGGGGGCUCCAGCAGGACACUGCUCUCUCCCUUGGAGUGCAGAUCAGAGAGGCCCUGAAAGGACUUCAUUAGCACCCUCUUCUCAGGGGGCACCAAGGAAAGAAGGGUACCAGCAAGCCUUCACCUCACUGAGAGAGCCAGGACUGAAGCUCCAGUUACUGGGGGCACUGAAAGAAGCACCCAUCUUUGACAUCCCUUCAUCUCUUACCCCUUGCUCCCCAAACCUCUGACUUCCAUUAAAAGGAGAUCCCAGAGGUUGCAAGACUAGUCAAGCAAGAUGUGCAGCUCAGUUGCUCCCAGGCUGUGGUUCUUAACAGAUCGUCGUAUCAGGGAAGACUAUCCUCAACAGGAGAUCCUGAGGGCGCUCAAGGCCAAGUGCUGUGAAGAGGAACUAGACUUUCGGGCCUUGGUGAUGGAUGAAGUGGUACUGACCAUUGAGCAUGGAAACCUGGGUCUCCGGGUGAAUGGGGAGCUCAUUACUGCCUAUCCACAGGUGGUGGUUGUACGUGUGCCAACGCCCUGGGUCCAGAGCGACAGUGACAUCACGGUCCUUCGCCACUUGGAGAAGAUGGGUUGCCGGUUGAUGAAUCGGCCCCAAGCCAUCCUCAACUGCGUCAACAAGUUCUGGACCUUCCAGGAGCUGGCUGGUCAUGGUGUGCCUCUCCCAGACACCUUCUCCUAUGGUGGUCAUGAGAACUUUGCCAAAAUGAUUGAUGAGGCGGAGGUGCUGGAGUUUCCCAUGGUGGUGAAGAACACACGAGGUCACCGAGGCAAAGCUGUAUUCCUGGCACGAGAUAAGCACCAUUUGGCAGACCUGAGCCAUUUAAUUCGUCAUGAGGCCCCUUACCUGUUCCAGAAAUAUGUCAAGGAGUCCCAUGGCAAGGAUGUGCGUGUCAUCGUGGUAGGCGGCCGCGUGGUGGGGACCAUGCUGCGCUGCUCAACAGAUGGAAGGAUGCAGAGCAACUGCUCACUUGGCGGUGUAGGGAUGAUGUGCUCACUGAGUGAACAAGGCAAGCAGCUGGCAGUCCAGGUGUCAAACAUCCUGGGGAUGGACGUGUGUGGCAUCGACCUACUGAUGAAAGAUGAUGGCUCGUUCUACGUCUGCGAGGCCAAUGCAAAUGUAGGUUUCAUUGCCUUUGACAAGGCUUGUAAUCUAGAUGUAGCUGGUAUCAUAGCGGACUAUGCCGCUUCUCUCCUUCCCCCCGGUCGCUUGACGCGGCGUAUGUCUUUGCUCUCUGUGGUGUCCACGGCCAGCGAGACUAGCGAGCCAGAGCUGGGCCCUCCAGCUAGUGCCGCUGUCGACAAUAUGAGUGCUAGCUCCAGCUCUGUCGACAGCGACCCUGAGACCACGGAGAGAGAGUUGCUCACCAAGCUCCCGGGGGCUUUAUUCAACAUGAACCAGCUACUAGCCAAUGAGAUCAAACUCCUUGUGGAAUGAUGCCACGUGUAAAUACAUGACCAACAAAACUCCUGUAAAUUUUUUUUUUAAACCAACUUGCAAUGCUGUUUAUCAGAGAAGCUCAGGGAGAUGAAUGGAGUGGGGAGAGAAUUAGUCAAAAGAGUGAGAUUAAAAGGUGCAUAUUCUCUGAUUGCUGCUCUUACUUUUUAAUCCUGCAGAACAUAUGAUUGGUGUCAUUUUUUGGCAGCCAAUCUCUAGUCCAUGAUACCCAGUUCAAACCCACAUAGGGAUUUUAUUUAUGUGCAGCUGUGGUCCCAAGCUUAUCGCAGAACACGUGUAUGGAUGGGGAGAUAUUACAGCACAAUUCACACUUCUGGUUUUGGAAUGCUAUCUUGCAAUUCUCCAAAAGCAUCUGUGAACUAAUGCAGCUGUGAACUCUCUCCUACCUCUUUAAGAGCUUGAUCUUGUGAAUUGCUUGAGUGCCUUUAGUUUCCAAGAGAGCUGAGGGUGCUUAAGGUCUGAUAUUUCAAAGGUGCUGAGCAUCUGCAGGUCCCAUUCACGGAAGUGGGAGCUGUGAAAGUUCAGCAUCUCUUAAAAUCAGCCCAUUGUGACCUUGCAGGAUCUGGCCUUAAGUGAUGGGGCAGGGACAGGAAACUUGAGCUUUUAGUACAAACCUGCGACUUCUGCCAUCUCAGUAUUAACUGGCAUGUGUCCACAAAAAUGUGUCCAUAUUCGUUUAUAAAGCUUUUGAAGGGGAGAUGUUUUUUAAAUUUGUGUUUUUUAUCAUUUUAAAUCCUGGGGCAGGUAUGUAGAGGAAUCAGUCAUGUUCUCAUUGAUGGCAGAAGUGGCACGUUUUAACUAUUUUUGCACGAUUGGAGGAGAUAAACAGCAUUGUAAUGUUUGGUGUACAAAAUAAUGUUUAAUCCAAUGUGAAAAAGAAUUACACUAGUUUAAAACAAAUGUGCAUUGACUUGUAUUUGUUAGUGUUUUAGUCUUUUUGAGAGAGAGAUGCUAUGUUAAUGUUCCAUUUUUUUUAAUACAUGCUAGUCCAACACACCCUUCUCUAUGCCUGCAUCUUUAACAGUGGCCAAAGUGAGAACACCACAAACUAUUUAACAAAACACUGACUUGAAGCCUGUAAAUCAUUCUUUUAUUUUUGUCGUUUUUUUCCGGGAAAUGUGGUAGGGUGUGGAGGAGGGAAAAGGUUGGUUGAAACCUCGAGGACAUUUAGGAUAAAGAUGAAGUUCGUUCAUUACCACUAUCACUAGGCUUGUAUUUGCCACAUUGAAAAUGUCUAAACUCUGAUGUCAGCUGAGCUCCAAAGCAUGGAUCCAGGGGAAAAAUACCACAGUUCUUGGCUUUGGGAAACUAUGCAGCAGAUUUAAAAAAAAAAAAAAAAAAAAA